AUGACAAUGAUGAUGCCUCUGCCGUCGGUGUGGUGGUGUCAGCGGCAUUGGAGUGGUAGGACAAUAAGCGGACCAGCCGCAAGUCUUAUCGUCCGUAGGCUAUCUACAGCGUUUCCGACAGCCACGGGCUUCUCCCAAAACAAUCGCGAUUUCCGGAACGCGGACGCCAUGAUUAACGUGCAGAGCGAAUCGGAAGGCACAAGAGCCAUUGCUAUCACUGCUGCUGCCACUACUCCCAUCACCGCCACCACUACUAUCAACAGUAGUGGCAGCGAUAGUAGUAGCCUACCAGCGACAACCCCUCGCUGCCUUCCUCUUCCUCUGGAUCUCUCCAAGCCAGAGGGUGGAGAGAGACACAACACGUGUAGCCCCUGCGUCAGUAUCAGACCAACGGAAAUGACGCCGUUGGCUAUAUUUCCAACUCACUUCCGGUGGGAUGGCACGUAUAGAGGCAUCCCUACACCAGCUGAGCUGGGCAAAAUCAUCGCACACCGAUCACUCACCCUGCCCGAAUUGACGCGACUUGCAAAGGCGCUGUUUCCUAUGCCUCCAUUCGAUUCACUUACACUUUCACCUCCUUGUCCCAAACGCAUUCAUUUGCCCAUCAGAAUGCGCCGGAUUUGUGGAAAAGAACCGGAGCUAUUAGUUGCCAAUUCUCUCUCCUCCCCUUCUUUUCCGUCGAAGAGGAGUGGAGAGCGUUUUCACUGUCAGUAUUGUGGCAAAAUGUUCCCCCGUUCAGCCAAUUUGACUCGGCACAUUCGCACUCACACAGGAGAGCAGCCUUACAAGUGUGCCUUCUGUCCGAGGUGCUUUAAUAUGGAGAGGGGAGAAGGAGAUGGGGAAAGGCAGAAGGAGGUUUCUUCACUCGCCUCUGGCGUGUCACAUCAGAGGCUGCGCUCGCGGUUGCAGGAAUAUGACGGGGUGGGUAGGUCGGUGGUAGCACUCGCGUUAUCCCGCCUCCCUCCCCCAUCAUAA
Echinococcus granulosus is the source of this 975-nucleotide messenger RNA. RefSeq names its product MDS1 and EVI1 complex locus protein EVI1. Lineage: Eukaryota; Metazoa; Platyhelminthes; Cestoda; Cyclophyllidea; Taeniidae. The record is from RefSeq and is a predicted model, not a curated record. Gene Ontology annotation, biological process: regulation of transcription by RNA polymerase II. The transcript is spliced from 3 exons. Gene Ontology annotation, molecular function: RNA polymerase II cis-regulatory region sequence-specific DNA binding; DNA-binding transcription activator activity, RNA polymerase II-specific. Bases 1 to 975 code for a protein of 324 amino acids. Gene Ontology annotation, cellular component: nucleus.